Molecule: messenger RNA, 2400 nt
Organism: Elgaria multicarinata webbii
Lineage: Eukaryota; Metazoa; Chordata; Lepidosauria; Squamata; Anguidae
Gene: JHY
Product: junctional cadherin complex regulator
Exons: 7
Coding region: 1-2235 (744 amino acids)
Biological process (GO): axoneme assembly
Source: RefSeq, a predicted model, not a curated record
AUGAAUGCAAACAGCCCAUUGCAAAAAGGGUUGGUUCAGCCCCACGUCCAUUACUCCUUUUUGAAAACAGCAUCGGAAGGGUUGUCUCAGGAUGAGUCUGAUUCUGAAAGCCUCGCCCAGGAGAUGCAGUACCAGUUUGAACUUCAGAAACGGAUCCGUGGAAGUGAAAAGCUAGCGGGCCAGUCUGAUGAUGAGCUGGAAGAAGAUAGCUUAGAGGAGAAGGACAGCCUAGAAGAAAAGUCCUUGAGCGGAGAGGAAGAGUCAGAUGUGGAAGAAACCCAACAAGGUCCAAGUGGAAGCAGUUCUGGAAAAGAAAACUGUAGGAAUGCAAGUAACCAAGAGGAAAUUGUGGACAGGUACUCUGAGCUGAGAUACAAUCCCAACUGGAAGAAUAAUAAAGAUGAAGAGGGGUUUACUGAGUUCAAUGGAUCUCACCAGGAGGAGGAGGAGGAGGAAGGCUCGCCCACCCUCUUCCACAAUUUGUCCCGCAGUCCUUCCCAGGUCAAGUUCAUAUACAGGAAUUGUCAACUACAGGAAGGACCACAAAAUUUAACAUCUCUAUUUGAAAGGGAGUCCUUGAACUCUUGCGAUCAAACUGCAAGUGUCAGCAACGGACCUUACAGACUAUAUAACGAAAAAGGGGAACUGGUAGCUGCUUGCCAUUAUGACAGCCGUUCUAGUACACACAGUGACAGCUCUUCUUCUCCAAGCAAAGAAUUUAAACAGAGAUCUGAAAAAGACUUCAUCGAAAAGAACAAGCUCACCUUGGGAUUCGCUUCCCCACAGAAAAAUUCCUAUUUACAACUCCAUGGUAAAAAGGAAGGCCCUGAAGGGCAGGCUCACCAUUACAAAAGGCCUGAGAUGUGCGGGACAAACUCAAGCCAAGCUGUGUCCCUGACAGAAAGCUGCUUGAGCAGAAGCUCUAUCCAGCAUCCAUUGGGAGCCCAAGUAGAACUAAGAAGCCAGCAUGUCAGAUGUCACAAUGUGUUAGAAUUUGAGAACGCGUUUACCAAUUCCAGCUCUUUCAGAGAAGUGUCUGAUGUGGAGCUGGACGGCAGGCGUGCUUUGCAUCACAGCCUGUGUCCAAAUCCAUCUGUGGCUCCUCUCUGUCCUUUGAUUGCAAAUAGCUCUGGUCAAGAUAGCCAGUUCUCUUCAGACCCAGCCAGCAUCAUUCAUCAGAAUGUGAAGCAAAAUUCCAUGAAUUUAACCUUUGCCAGGAAUCCUCUUCCGCUGAGUUCCUUCCAGAGCUUUCCAGGACUUCAUUCGCCAUGUUCUGUUGAGAAGAAGAAAUACCAACGCAAUCCUGAAAACGCUUCUGGAUCCCGCCACCAAUAUCCAUAUAGGUGUACUGUUUCAGAACCUCAGUCUAUCGCCAGACAUGGCAAGCGUCAGAACCUCCUAGGGCACAAAAGCAUUUCAUGUGUUUACCAUGCUGGCCUUCAACAGCCAGUAAGCAGAGACGUUUCAUCUUGGAACCCCGGACAGAUUUAUACGGAGGAGAUCCCCGGCAGCUAUGUUUCUGGUAACUCAGGGCCACCCCAGCCACCUGCUCACGACCUGACCAGAGGCCCUUCUCCAACCACGCGGCUCAUCCAGGCCGCAGAGAGGCAUCACCGAGAAAUCUCUCAGCUGGCAGAUGGUCACCUUGCCGGAAGCCCGUUUGCGAGCAUGUUUCCACCCAUAAUACAGAGGGGGGAGAGCGACUCCCAGCUCAACAAGGAGAGCUGCGAAGGUGGCCAGCCCACUCUCGGCCGCAGCAAUUCCGAAGGCUACUUGCUCCAGAUGGAAAAGCAAAAGGAGAGGAAGGAAAAAGAGAACAGGAAGAGUUCUAGGACAAAAGGCUACAUGAAGAUGGAUGUGAAGCUUGGAGGCCUUGGACCUGACUAUGGAACACUCAAAGAGAAAUCUGAAAAGAUAAAGCAGCAAAAGGAAUAUGCCAAGCAUGUUAAAGAACACAACAUGAAGAACAUCACAAGCGCACGGAAACGACAGCCAAGACCUGAAAUCAAAUCGGCAGUGUCAAGGCAGAAGGCCCUAGAAUACUCCAAGUCAAUUCCCAAGCCAAAACUUUUUGUAUCAAGGCCAUUGGAACAAGAGCCCAACAAUGAAAAAAACCUGGCGCGUACUUUAAACGGAGAGAAUCUUCCUCCCAUUUCAUCGCUGGAAUCAUUGCAGAACAGGCAUGAAAAGGAGAAGCAAGUCGUAGCUGCUUUCAAAACCCUUCAUAUCGUAUGAAGAGCCCACCGUUGCCGCAGGGAAUGGAGGCCCACUGGGCAGCAGGUAGCUGGACUCUUUUGCUCUGCCUGUUGCCUUGUUUCAACGGUCGCCCAGAGUGACGAAGGAGGAGCAUUUCGAUUAUGAGCUGAAUGGAUUUUCAAGAUGUGAGAUGUUUCCAUAUUG